UAUUUUCAAAUUGUUUAAACAGAUCAACAAAUUUAUUCAAAUCAGUAUUUCGAUUUCUAAUAUAAAUUUUUAAAUGUAUGUGCUUAGUUUGGAAAAUUCGUUUAUGAUUUCUAAUUUUUUAAUUUAUGGUAACUCAAAUUUACUAAUCGGGGAAAAAAACAUUAAAGUAAAUAAAAUGAUAAAGCUGGGGGAGGGUGUCAAAACAGCGAUUGAUAAGCAACAGCUGAGUGUACAGCUGCGACAACAGGGUGAGUCGAAGGAAAUUUUCGUCACUGUGACGUCAUUAUAAUUGCUACACGGCAACACAACAAACAAAUUAAAUUAAAAUGACACACUCACUUGAUUGACAACUGACAGCUGGUUUCGUACUCAUAUUUGACGCGUCCGAGUUUGGAGACUAAUUUCUAUUGUGUAUAACAAGAAAAGGGGAAAAACUAGGGACGCUGAGCAAAUUAAGCGCAAAAAGUAUAAAACAAAGCAUUUACAAGUGCUAUCAUGCCUGGAAAUUCAUGUACGUUGUGUAAAAGCAGUUGGGACAACACAAUUUCAAUGUUCGCGCUGCCAAGCGAUAAAUAUUUGAGAAAAGAAUGGGAAGCUGCCUGCGGCAUUAAACUAGCACCCAGCUCAAGGAUUUGUGCCAAGCAUUUUGUGGUUAAGGAUUUCGUGAAGAAUAAUCCCAAGCGUACCCGCUUGCAACCGGACGCAGUACCGUCGUUGAAUUUGUCAAUUAAGCGAAAGGAAGCUAAUAACAUGUUAUUCAAUUCAAAUAACAGUUAUAGAAAAAAUCGUGCCAGCUUGGGACAAUUGGUAUAUUUUGUUAACUUUGCGAAAAUGGAACCAAAAAUUUUAACUUCGAAAUUUAGCACUGUGAAGCAUUUGUGGGAAGACUUGGCGCAACAUUUGAAUGAACUGGACGGCGCCUCACGUACACCACUCAAGUGGAAAGAGACCAUGGCCACUUGGCGUUGUCAGCUGCGUUGUCGUGCACGCCGUGGUAAGAGCAGUGGUGUGCCCGAAUUUGACGAAUUCGCGCUUUACAAUUUUGGACAACAAUCCAUGGAUGAAUUAAACGAAACGGCUCAUAACUCAACGAGCACGGAAUUUGACGCGCAGGAUAGCAACGACCGAAACGAUGAGAACAAUGACUCAAUAGAAGCUGAUGUAACCAUAAAGGCUGAAGUCGAUUACUCUGAUGAGGAAGUUAGUGCUACACUUCACAACCUUCCUGGUAGUUGUGUUACCGAGGUUGAUCCACAAGCGGAAGCUAUAACUGGUGUUGAGGACGAAAUUGAUAUAAAACCUGAUAUUGAUAACGAGAAAGUUCAUGAAGCAACUAACUCCGGCUCGACCACAAAGAUACAGACAUUAGGUUUUCCGCGCUCAUCACGUUCAAAAAUUUUUUUUAUACCUCGACAUGGUAUAAAUAGUGAAAACAACACUACUGAAGAUUUCGCCGAGCCAAAAAAUCUUAAAAGAAAAAUUGAUUCGGAGAUUUCUGCAAAGGACGGCGCUAGUAAAGUAGUUGUCAUUGGCGAAUCAGCAAAUUCUGCGGAAAAUUUACCACAGAAUUUUGAUCCUGAUACUAGAAUAAAUGGAAUAAAUCAAUCUGUAGCUACAACAAGUACCUCUAACGAAUUUCAAAACAGCCGCUCAUGUGCACCCAGCAGUGCCUCUAAGGUUCUGGAGCGAGGGGAGACCCCUUUAUGCUUAGAUAAUUUAUCACAAUCUGCAUCUGGGUCCUCGCCUACAGCACAAAUGCCUGAAAGCUCUACAACUGAGUGUAAAACAACAACGCUACAGGAAGUUUAUGAAACUGUGUUGGCGAGUAUACGACGGCGUGAUGAGCGUGAUGAACAAUUUAGCAAUGUUAUACAAGAGUUAGCGGGUGCUGUAACGAGAAUGGCAGAUAAUAUCAAACAACUAGAGGAGGUGCUAACAUUUUGUGCGAACAAUUAAUACAACGAGUGACUUAUUUUAUUUUAAUCUCAUUACCAUUAAGCUUUAAGGUUCAUAUAUAUAUGAAAUUAGUGAAAAUUUUGUUAGUUCAAAUAAAUUAAACUGUUUCAUUUAAAUUUCG
This is a messenger RNA of Ceratitis capitata (Mediterranean fruit fly), 2077 nucleotides long. RefSeq lists its product as uncharacterized. Bases 496 to 1956 code for a protein of 486 amino acids. Lineage: Eukaryota; Metazoa; Arthropoda; Insecta; Diptera; Tephritidae. The transcript has 6 exons. The record is from RefSeq and is a predicted model, not a curated record.